AAUUUACUUAGCAUGAGCCAAUUGUGUGACGUCGGAGACAAACUUGACUAAAUGAGCUAGACACUAUUCUUUAUAUUUCUAAAAUGUCUCAUGAAGAAGAUGUUUAGUUGUGACACAGGAUGUUGGGACAUACCAACAUGAGACAAAUGAAAAAAUGACUAAAAAAGUCAGUGAAGGCUUUGCUAAAGAUUCAUUAUAACAAGGAUCGAUUAUGCGAUGCAUGUUAAAGGAAAGCAAACCAAGGCCAUUCAUCCAUUCAUAAGGUCUAGCAGCCGAUUGGCCAUCAGUCAUGCAAAUUGUACGCCUCAUAGCACAAGAGCAUAUGAAUAACAAGCAAUAUGUGGGGAAUGCAGACUUUUUGGUAUUUCGGACACUAAAUCAGCAUGGAUUUCUUGGACAAUUGCAAGAAAAGAAGCUUUGUGCAGUCAUCCAGUUACCUUCACAGACAUUGCUUCUCUCUGUCUCUGACAAAGCUGGUCGAUUAAUUGGCAUGCUUUUUCCUGGGGAUAUGGUAGUCUUCAAACCUCAAGUCCCAAGUCAGCAGCAGCAGCUUCAACAGCUGCAACCACAAUCGCAGUCCCACUUACAUCUCCAACAGCAACAUAUGCAGCAGCAACAACUUCAACAGCAGGCACAGCAGCAUCAGCAUCUUCAGGUUCAGCAGCCGGCUCAACAGCAGCAGCAACAGCAGCCGCAACAAAUCGUUGGGGCUGGAAUCAGCCAAACAUUUAUUCAAGGACAUGGCAGGUCCCAAAUCAUGACACAGGGAAGGCUACCUCAAGCAGGGCCAACCAAUUUGCCCGGAGGUUUUUUACCUUAACCAUGUAUUAAUUAGAUGUAUAUUGGACGUGUCACCUUUCGUUCUAUAGAGUAGCUCUCUUCUUUACUGGGUUAUUAGUAGUUGUACUAGUGUACCUAAAACUACUGCGACCAUUAUCAUUAUGUUCAUGAAUGCUUUACUCCACUUAAGUUAUACUCAUCAUGGGUCCUACUGUAAGGUUUCCUAGUGGUAAUAUUAAUGUGACUGGUUUGUGUUUAAUCAUUCCUGCCAAUCGGCAAAGUUUCCUCGCA
Molecule: messenger RNA, 1071 nt
Organism: Zingiber officinale
Lineage: Eukaryota; Viridiplantae; Streptophyta; Magnoliopsida; Zingiberales; Zingiberaceae
Product: mediator of RNA polymerase II transcription subunit 25-like
Exons: 5
Coding region: 290-820 (176 amino acids)
Biological process (GO): positive regulation of transcription by RNA polymerase II
Cellular component (GO): transcription regulator complex; mediator complex
Source: RefSeq, a predicted model, not a curated record